Molecule: messenger RNA, 6785 nt
Organism: Epinephelus moara (kelp grouper)
Lineage: Eukaryota; Metazoa; Chordata; Actinopteri; Perciformes; Serranidae
Gene: csf1ra
Product: colony stimulating factor 1 receptor, a
Exons: 22
Coding region: 237-3173 (978 amino acids)
Biological process (GO): osteoclast differentiation; protein phosphorylation; cytokine-mediated signaling pathway
Cellular component (GO): CSF1-CSF1R complex; signaling receptor complex
Molecular function (GO): ATP binding; macrophage colony-stimulating factor receptor activity; cytokine binding
Source: RefSeq, a predicted model, not a curated record
UUGCUGUGUGACUUCUGUGGUGAAGACACUGUAAACAAGCAGAAGGAGAAGAAGGGCAGAGACAAACACAGCAGGAGGAAGGGACUCGUAUGUCAGCUUUGGAUGCUGGAAACAUCCGACCCAGGGAAGUGAUUAUACCUCUCUUUCACCUGAAGACAUCAGCAGAUCAAAAGAAGAGUGUUCUGUGGCACACGUACGCAUCAACAUUCAAACUGCAGGUUUGGAGUUGAUCCAGGAUGCAGUCCUACCUUGCUCUGCUGCUGGGGAUUGUGGCCUCCGCUGCUUCAGCAGAAUGGAGGCGUCCACUGAUUAAGUUCAACUCAAAGGUGGUGGGGAGUUCUGAGGUGGUGGUCAGACCUGGGACCCCCCUGGAUCUGAGAUGUGAAGGUGACGGGCCUGUAAACUGGCAAACGAGGCUAGCCAAACACAGACGCUAUGUGUCCAGGGGCAACGGGAAAGCCCGCACCUUGAAGGUGGAACGUCCCUCUGCAGAAUUCACUGGGACAUACAAGUGUUAUUACACAGCGGCUGGGCUACAGCACCUGACCUCCUCAGUGCAUGUGUACGUAAAAGAUCCAAACCGUGUGUUCUGGACCAGCAGCACAUCCCUGCGGGUGGUGAAGAAGGAGGGUGAGGAUUACCUGCUGCCCUGCCUGUUGACUGACCCAGAAGCCACAGACCUGGGCCUCCGCAUGGACAACGGCACCUCUGUGCCCCCUGGGAUGAACUUCACAGUUUACCGGCACCGAGGUAUUCUCAUCCACAAGCUCCACCCCAGCUUCAACGCCGACUAUGUCUGCACAGCGAGGAUCAACGGAGUGGAGAAGACCUCCAAGGCCUUUUCCAUCAACGUCAUUCAGAAGCUUCGUUUCCCACCAUAUGUCCUCCUGGAGACAGAGGAAUAUGUGCGCAUUGUCGGGGAGGAACUCAAGAUUCGCUGCACAACACACAACCCCAACUUCAACUACAACGUCACCUGGAAAUACACCACCAAAUCGAAACCUUUGAUAGAGGAGCGGGUUCGCUCCAGCGGAGAAAAUCGCUUGGACAUUCAAAGCAUACUGACCAUCCCUGCUGUGGAUCUUGCAGACACAGGAAACAUUUCCUGCACAGGCACAAAUGAAGCAGGGGUGAACAGUUCAACAACAUACCUGCUGGUUGUAGACAAGGCCUACAUCAGGCUGCUGCCCCAGCUGUCCCCUAAACUGGCCCACAAGGGUCUUUCAGUGGAGGUGAACGAGGGAGAAGAUCUGGAGCUUAACGUGCUCAUCGAGGCGUACCCCAGCAUUACAGAGCACAGAUGGCACACCCCAACAUCUCCGAACACGUCCACACAGGAGCACAAGCUCAUCAUCUACAACAACAGAUACCAUGCUUCUCUGCAGCUGAAGAGAAUGAAUGCGCAGGAGCAGGGACAAUACACCUUCUACGCCAAGAACAACUUGACCAAUGCAUCCAUCACAUUCCAAGUCCAAAUGUAUCAGAGACCUGUUGCUGUGGUGAGAUGGGAAAACAUAACCACACUCACUUGCACUUCAUUUGGCUAUCCUGCUCCCAGAAUCAUCUGGUACCAGUGUCUUGGGAUACGGCCUACGUGCAAUGAGAACACCUCAGGGCUGCAGAUGGCCAUCCCUCUCCAGGCUCCCACAGUGGAGAUCCAGAGGGAGGAGUACGGGGCCGUGGAGGUGGAGAGCGUCCUCACCGUGGGGCCCUCGAGCCGCAGGAUGACAGUCGAGUGUGUGGCCUUCAACCUCGUCGGCGUCAGCAGCGACACAUUUGCCAUGGAGGUUUCCGACAAACUCUUCACUUCCACCUUGACUGGAGCAGCAGGCAUCCUGACCAUCCUCCUCCUGCUUCUGGUUUUUCUGUUAUACAAAUAUAAGCAGAAACCCAGGUAUGAGAUCCGUUGGCAGAUCAUUGAAGCAAGAGAUGGAAACAACUACACGUUUAUUGACCCCACUCAGCUGCCUUACAAUGAGAAGUGGGAGUUCCCAAGAGACAAGCUGAAGCUAGGUAAGAUCCUGGGUGCAGGAGCUUUCGGAAAGGUCGUUGAGGCCACAGCCUAUGGCCUGGGAAAGGAUGACGAUGUGUUGCGCGUAGCUGUGAAGAUGUUAAAAGCCAGUGCUCAUUCAGAUGAGAGGGAAGCUCUGAUGUCAGAGCUGAAGAUCCUGAGUCACCUGGGACACCACAAGAACAUCGUCAAUCUCCUGGGAGCGUGCACCUAUGGAGGGCCAGUGCUUGUGAUCACAGAGUACUGCAGCCUCGGCGAUCUCCUGAACUUCCUUCGCCAGAAGGCAGAGACGUUUGAGAAUUUUGUUAUGAACAUUCCCAAUAUUACGGAGGACUGUAAUGACUACAAGAACAUCUGCAGUCAGAAACAGUUCAUCAGAAGUGACAGCGGGAUCUCUAGCACAACUUCAAGCAGCUACUUAGAGAUGAGACCCAGCCAGCUGCCAAAUACAGAAUCAUCUCCAGACUGUGUGUGCAGUGAGACUGGUGACUGGCCUCUGGACAUUGAUGACUUGCUGAGAUUCUCCUACCAAGUGGCCCAGGGCCUUGAGUUUCUUGCUGCCAAGAACUGUAUUCACAGAGACGUGGCUGCAAGGAAUGUCCUCUUGACCGAUCGCAGAGAGGCCAAGAUAUGUGACUUUGGCCUGGCGCGUGACAUCAUGAAUGACUCCAACUACGUGGUGAAGGGCAAUGCCCGUCUGCCAGUGAAGUGGAUGGCUCCAGAGAGCAUCUUUGACUGCAUCUACACCAUCCAGAGUGACGUCUGGUCCUACGGCAUCCUCCUGUGGGAGAUCUUCUCUUUGGGCAAGAGCCCCUACCCCAGCGUGGCUGUGGACUCCAGGUUCUACAAGAUGGUGAAGCGUGGCUACCAGAUGUGUCAACCAAACUUUGCCCCUGCUGAGAUCUACAUGAUCAUGAAGAUGUGCUGGAAUCUGGAGCCGACAGAGCGUCCAACGUUUAGCAAGAUCAGUCAGAUGAUCGAAAGACUACUUGGGGACCAACUUGAGCUCGAACAGCUAAUCUACCAGAAUGUGCAGCAGCAGGUCACUGAGGGUGAAGUGUGUGACGAGCCCAAGUGCUGCGACGGCCCCUGUGACCAGUCUUGUGACCACGAGGAAGAGGAGCAGCCUCUGAUGAAGACCAACAACUACCAGUUUUGUUGAUCGCCCUAAGCCGCCGAUCAAUCAGUGAAUCAAUCACUCAUCAACAAGCAUCAGGAAAGCGCUAUCAGCUGUGGCUCGUGGCCAGAGUACCACUGCUUGUUCUAACCGCUGGACAGUCGCAGAGAGUCGCCUUCACAGCUAUUUUUUGCCUGUUGUGCCUGCUCGCCAGACAGACAAGCAGCUGCAGCAAGCAUGUGACUUGCUUCUUUGCAGACCAUGACUACAAAUUGCCACGUCUAAUGACACCGACUGCAGACAUGAAAGGAGGAAACAUGUCAACAGACCGCGAAAGCAUCCAAAGCUGUACCUUAUCCUAAAUGUUACCCCCUCACGUACUGUCUCUCACUCCUUCUGAUAUGUAUUUGAGGUAUAAUCUGUUAACUAAAGGAGAAUCUUUUUGUCAUUUCUUAUUUUCUUAUUAUAAACUCUGUGUUUAUUACUUUUUCUUUUUUUUAUUAUUGCCGUGACAGUGAAUGUUUUUGUAGAGAUUUUUUGUCAGCAGGUUCACUUCCUUCUCAUCAUUUCAUUGCAUGUAUGCUUUCUCAGAGGAAGCAACCCAAAAGUCACAAACACUGCGUCCACAACAACAACCACUUUGUGACUUCUUAUCUUCAUGUGCUCCAGACAAGUUGGUUUUUAUUCCCACAUCACCUUAAUUAAACAUCUAAACAGUGCGAGUGUUUUUCCCUGUUUUAAACACGCUGGUCAUAGCUGUAUCUCUUGUGACACACUUAACAGCAGCUGUCAGUCGCAACAUGUGAUUGUUCCACUUCCAUCUAAUUAAUUAAGCAGCGGUCAGUGUGAUUUAGGAGCAGCGAAUACAACUGAAUUGAGCAGGGAAAUCUGUGGAUCCCUUAUGGAUCAGAUGAACAAUGAUUCAUGUCUGACAAUGUGAAAGUUUCUUUUUUCUUUAUUUUUGCAUGGCACGACUUAAUCUUCUCAUUUUCUGUAGAGUUAGACGAUUAUUAGGAUGUAAGCUUCAUUUAUGUCUGUAUGUAGCAGUCAGCCUACACUGCCAACUGUUUGAAGAUUUCAGAAUGAUAUAUAAGCUAUGUGAGAGAUACAGACUGCAUAUUUGUGUGACUUCAGGCAUUUUAAAUGUGCUUGCAUCUGAAUGAAACAAGAGUGAGAUGUCUGAUAAUGUAUAUAUCUCAUGAUGUAAAUCAAGAAUUAUCUUUAUUUUCGCUGGAAUGUAGAAUAGAUAGUACAUCAAUAUGUCCAUGUUGUUUUUAUUUGUGUGCAAAUGAGAUAAUCAAUGCAAAAGCUGCAAAUUAAAUCACUGGAAAAUGCUUUGAACGAAGCUUUACCACUGAACCUUUGGACUGUAGGGUUUUUUUAUAUGCUGCCGAGAUGAUGAUAUGGUGCCAGAUAUUUCUAAACUACAUUUUUCUUUGUUGUACCUCACUGAGCUGAUAGAAACUGUGCAGCCUUUAAGUUCCUCUCUCCUCACUUCCUAUUUUUGUUGUUCUGGAUCACGUCCAAUCUGCAUUUCCUCUGGAACGUUUCCCACAGUAUCUGUCAACAUUGCACAACUCUGAAAACUUUGUAGGGAAGUAUUCAUCCCCACCAGAAAGUCUACAUGCUAUCCCUCCUUUGUGAGGUUUCAGCUGAAAUCAUACUCCUUUAUGUGCUGCCAGACUUUCUGAGGUACAUUGUGAUGUCAUUGUUCAGUUGUCUGUCAAGACACUGAGAUAUUCACAGUGUUGGAAAGGUUACUUUGAAAUGUGAUAGGUUACAGAGUUACCCUGUUAAAAAUAUAGUAAGUCAUGUAUCUAUUUUUAUUACUUCAUCAAAGCAAUGUAUCACAUUUGACUACUUUUUGAUUGCUUUUCUAACAAAUGUUAUACACUGGGCAAUAAAGCUGAAAAAUGUUCAGAAAUAGACGAUGCCAAAAGAAGGUAUUACUGCACAGGAGAAGAUCCAAAGAAACAGAAUGAAUGUUUUAUUCUACAUAUAAACUUUUUACUGAAAAGAAAAGAUUUGGAUGUAACUUGUUGUUGUAAUUUUGAUCAGUAUUUGUAAUUUAAUUACUUUUUUCUCAGUAACUUUAACAGUUCAUCUUGGGACCAGAUGUUACAAUCCCUGAUGCACAUGCUUGAGACUGUUAGUGGGAGUAAUAGUGCCGUACGAGUGGGAGUAGGAUGAAGAAGUAGAAAAGAGCAUAGGGAAGUCAGAGCCAAGGAGAGACUGUCAGUUACAGUUACAUUUAUUUUGUAAUCGGCCCAACACUGGAUGUUACUUAACUGAGUUAAGUGUAACAACCUCCACAGUGCUUUUGUUGCUUUGCAAGUGUCCUCCUCUAUUCUUUCCUUCACUUGCCUCAGACUUUAAUGUCUCCUUGUAACUUCUUCUUUGUCAGAAAAAAGAUCAGUUGUUAUUUCAAUGAUCUUAUGAGCAACACCACAAACACAUUCCUGAGGUCUCCUUAAGAAACAUCCUAAAUCUGAAAUCCUCUCUUUUCUCAAGUUUAGGAUGACACUUAGCUAUUAAAGAACUGUAAUUUUCCUAAAGUAGGAUGGCAUAUACUCUGCCGUAAUUCAAAAUAACUGUCACAAAUGACAGCAGCACUGUUGUUAGGUCUGUGCAGCAGUGAAUGGGGAACAACAUGAACACUUCAGUAAAAUGACUGAGUGGCAACACAAACAGUAUGAUGAUGACACUUUAAAUUUUCCAGACCACGUAUAUAUAGAUAUUUGGGUCAUUCAUUCAACUGCGGUCUCUUUUGGUUUGGAAACUUUUUAGAAAAUCUAAUACAUAUUUUGGGAAAUGUAACGAUACAAAAUUGUCAGUAAUAUAACACUGUCGUUAUUAUUUCCAACCCAGUGUUGGGAAGGUUACUUUUGAAAUGUAAUAGGUUAUAUUCUACAUAUUAACCUUUUACUGAAUAUACUUAAAUUUAACCCCUUUGUAAUGAACAACAGUUUGAUAGUCACAUUAAUUAAAUUAGCCAACUUAUUUUUUCUCAGUAACUGUAACUGAUUACAUUUACAUUUAUUUUGUAGUUUAAUUACACGGAAAUGAUGAGAAGCCUGCGGAGCUAGUUCAGGCAGACAACUCAAGUGCGCCAAUCCUGAUCAGCUGAUCAGCCACAUGCUCUCCCCAGCUGAUAGGGCGGGCAAUUUAAACCCCUUGUGCUUACCUGAUCAUUCCUUGCUACUCUGCUGCUGCAUGGUGCUACUGCUGCUCUGCUGCGUUCUGCUGCUCUCACUGCUGCUGCCGCUGCUGUGUGCUGCUAAUGAAGCUUCUCAAAUCCCACCACCUCCCCAGCAUCCACCUGUGGGCUCUGUUUCUAGGAUCCCCAGCUGGGGGUCUGCUAUUCAUUCCCUGUAAUGUCUGUCAUGAAGAUCAUUUUCAGGGAAUGAAUAAAUUGAGAUAGAGCCUGACGCCGAUCAGUGCUCUGCUUCAGUAUGCAAAUAUUUAUGCUCAAUAAAAAUGCUAAAUUUAAUCCAGAGUUGUCUGACUGAACUACUUACAUGUAACUGUCCAACACUGCCAUUACCACGUGUCUUUUCCAUCACAGUGAACAAAUAAAAGGAAAUGACUGUGGUGGGGAUUAAAUAUUGUCUCAGAUUUAAAGACAUCUCAUGAUAUGUUACCUUGCUGAUGUCUGAU